AUGGCAGCAGCACAGCAGUCACCUCACCAAUCGGAACUUACCCUUCAGGGUCAAGCGUACAAUAACGAAAAGUCGGAUCUUGAAGAUGGUAUUGCACAACAGCCUAUGAAGCCAGCGGCUAGCAGUGGCGCACCUGAUGGUGGUCUCACAGCUUGGCUUGUUGUGUUAGGGGCUUGGUGUACAUCAUUUUGCAGUUUUGGCUGGAUCAACAGUGUCGGAGCAUUCCAAGAAUAUUAUCAGAAUGAUCUUCUAAAGGACUACUCUCCCAGUACCAUCGCAUGGAUCCCUUCGUUGCAGAUUUUCUUUAUUAUGGGCAUGGGUCCUAUCAUUGGAAAACUCUAUGAUAGCUAUGGUCCCCGAUGGCUUAUCCUUGUUGGAAGUUUCAUGCAUGUAUUUGGUAUCAUGAUGGCUUCUAUUAGUACAGAGUACUACCAAAUUCUUCUGUCACAGGGUGUAUGCUCUGCUAUCGGUGUCUCUGCCAUCUUCCAACCAGCUCUAUCUGUCAUCCACGGAUGGUUCGACUCCAAGCGAGGAGCCGCCUUUGGUAUUCUUUCAACCGGCUCAAGCAUCGGCGGCGUCAUCUUCCCCAUCAUGGUAACCCGCCUCAUCAAAGAAGUCGGUUUCGGCUGGUCCAUGCGAAUCUGCGCCUUUAUCAUUCUAUUCCUCCUCACCAUCGCCAACCUGACAGUAAAGUCUUUUACACCACCUCGACCCCAAAAAAUCUCUGGCGCGCAGAUGAUGAAACCUUUCCGCGAACUGGAAUUUGUUUUCUGCACGCUCGGAUUCUUCUUUUUCACAUUUGGUCUUUUCAUUCCCAUCGACUACUUGCCCGUUCAGGCGCUGCAAGCUGGCGUGAACCCCAAUCUUGCCCAGUACUUGAUUCCCAUCCUCAACGCCGCGAGUCUGUUUGGACGUAUCAUUUCAGGAAUUCUCGGUGACAAGAUUGGCCGCUACAAUAUUUUUAUUGUUGUGUGUUAUCUAUCCGCGAUCUGGAUCUUGGGUCUUUGGAUCCCCUGCAACACGCAAAACGGUCUCAUUGCUUUUGCUGCUCUUUACGGUUUUUGUUCUGGCGCAUACGUUUCUCUCAUUGCACCUCUUGUCGCUCAGAUUUCGCCUCUACAAGAGAUUGGUUUCCGCAGUGGUAUUGUGUUUUUCGUGUCUUCCAUCGGUGGAUUGACUACCAACCCCAUCAGUGGCGCUAUUCUUGAGAAACCCAAUGGUUGGGUUGGGGUAAAGGUUUUUGCAGGAGUGUUUUGUCUCGUUGGCACUACGUUUAUCCUUGCUGCGAGAGUGCAUCGUGUUGGAUGGAAGAUCAAGGCUGCAUUUUAA
Molecule: messenger RNA, 1329 nt
Organism: Fusarium poae
Lineage: Eukaryota; Fungi; Ascomycota; Sordariomycetes; Hypocreales; Nectriaceae
Exons: 3
Coding region: 1-1329 (442 amino acids)
Biological process (GO): transmembrane transport
Cellular component (GO): fungal-type vacuole membrane
Molecular function (GO): transmembrane transporter activity
Source: RefSeq, a predicted model, not a curated record